CUGGAUCACUGCAUGUCAUCAUUGUCUCCUGGCCAAAGAGUGAGAUGACGAUCCCAUCCCAUCCUCUCCUUUUCUAAACAUCCAACCCGUCCUACGAUCGAUAUUUCUUGUCCCCCUCAUCGGAAUACCCCUGAACCGUCUGAAGACGUUUCUGGGUCAUGGCUAUUGUCUUCUAGAACCUUUGGGCCCCGGUUUCCAUAGUUCAUCGAUACCCGCUAUCUUUGCCAGUUCUCGCGGGCCUUCCCCUCCCAUUUCGCCAUGUCGGACCCUCGGAAUGUACUACAUGAGUCUAUGGAUGGACAGCUGCAGAGUCCCAUCUCAGCUUCUGCGCAGCUGCCAGGCGAUCUAGUACACCCAGCCGACAAUGAGACUCCCGUGGUCGGAAAGCUUGCGACCAAUGUCCGGGCUCCCAAGCCUGCCAACCUAAUCUGGCCCCAGGUGCAGCAUAUCGGCAACGACCAACAUACCGAGGGCACAUCUGUCGGAUCUGGAGCCCUGAGUGAUGGCCCCGUGUCACCAAUUUCACCUGGCUCCUCAUUUGAAGCGUUGCGAACGCCAGGUGUUUCAGAUCGACCGAAGUACGCGUACAGACAACCCUCGUCCCCCGGUGGGACAUCACAGUUCCCCCCCCGCCUGCACUCCCCGGCGUCUCAAAUUUUUGAGCGGAGUGUCCAAGAAGACAUACUCCCCCAGCAAGCUUCCCCAUCCAUCCCCGCCCAUAUUCGCACCGAGAACUACAUCCCUCCAGUUCUAGAGGCCUCGUCAGCCGCCAUUACCGACGAACAACUGGACCCGGAUUCAGUGGAAAUUAUCACUCAUAGUAUGCAUCAAUCUGCUGCUGCGGGCGUGACCGGUUCGUCCACAGCAGAGCACUCACUGGCGUCCUCCGGUUUCGUCGAUCAUGCGGGGUUCCACUCUAUCGAGACAGAUGAAAGCUCGUCUACUCAUGCCGCACUGGACUCGACAGACGUCCGACGGUUGAGUUUCAUUUCUUUUGCCGAUGUUGUCAAUGCUGAAAAUGCAGAGACGGGCGAGUCAGUGUACAGCCGAGAGCCCUCCCAGGUUGGAGGAGCUUCGGGUCAUCCGAUUGGUGCAGGAUACCACAAUCGUUCGCCGUCCCCGUUACGAUCUCCAGCUUCCUCGCAUGGACUGGGCACAUCGCCUCCAACUAGCAUUGCGACUUCCUUCAAAGGUCUCGAAAUGUCGCCCAGUCAUGGCACCCGCGGAGCGGCAAGUCCACUCCAAACUGCCCAAAGUCCAGUUGCUUCCCAUUUUGGUGGUGAACUAAAUGUUGAAACGAUGCGACAGGCGCUGAGACGAACGGGUAGUGGUGAUCUUGGCAGCUUUGCAAGCCAGACGGCUAGUGCCAUCGGCAAUGAAGAGCCCUUCGAUCGUCAUUUUUAAAUUUUGCCCGGAAGGAGUGAUACCUACUUGGUUUUCCCAAUGUCUCUUACAAUAGGCAUUUCGCUUGGCUCGGACGAUAGUUCUGGAACUGUCGGUGUUGUGUAGCUGUGAUGCCCUGCAGCAAGUCUCUAAAGAGCAAAGCAGACGCGCAGAGAACUCAGACCGUUUUUCUUCGGUCUUGCGCUCAAGCAGUCGAACGGCGUGACGAAGGUGCUCUGUCUAUUUUUAUCGUCGCGUUUCACAUAACUCAAAUCUAUGGAUCUGGAUAUCCUUGAUUAGGUGCUCAUUCGACACCCGGUG
Molecule: messenger RNA, 1704 nt
Organism: Penicillium brasilianum
Lineage: Eukaryota; Fungi; Ascomycota; Eurotiomycetes; Eurotiales; Aspergillaceae
Source: the annotation of a GenBank genome assembly